AUGGCGCGUGGCAAGACUAUCAGGCUCACCAGUCUUGCGCUGGCCAACGCGCUGCUGCCGGUAGCUCUCCUCGUCUUCGCGGUCGGCUUCUUCCCAUACAAACCGCUUCUACCCGGCCUCGCUACCUUUGAAGAUGAUCGAGAGAAUGGAGGAUGGGCUGGCGGCCGACUUGAGCCAGUAUUUGACAGAGUCAUAUUCAUGGUAGUGGAUGCGCUUCGGAGCGACUUCGUGUAUGGACACAACAGUGGCUUCCACUUUACGCAGAAGUACGAACAGGAUAUGAUUCAUGGCAGAGAGAGCGAUACUGACGUCCCGUGCAGUCUGAUACGCGAUGGAGCAGCUAUCCCUUUCACGGCCCAUGCCAGCCCUCCUACCGUGACCAUGCCUCGCAUCAAAGCACUAACCACAGGCUCCGUCCCUUCCUUCGCCGACCUGAUCUUUAACCUCGACGAGAGCGGCUCAGGCGCCAACCUUGCGACUCAAGACACCUGGCUAGCUCAGAUCAAAGCAAAAGGCGGGAAGCUCGUUUUCUUCGGCGAUGAUACAUGGUUACGUCUGUUUCCCAACGACUUCUUUGAGCGUGCGGACGGCACUAGCUCUUUCUUCGUUUCGGAUUUCACUGAGGUUGAUCACAAUGUUACUCGUCAUGUCCCUGCGGAGCUGGAGAGCGAUGACUGGAGUGCCAUGAUUAUGCAUUACCUUGGUCUGGAUCACAUUGGACACAAGACUGGACCUCAAGGGCCGAAUAUGCUGCCGAAGCAGGAGGAGAUGGAUGGGAUUGUGAAGUCUAUCUACGAGGCUAUGGAGAGUCAGCCACAUCUUGCGAAAAGCUUGCUUGUGCUCGCGGGAGAUCAUGGCAUGAAUGCUGGUGGGAAUCAUGGUGGGAGUGGUCCUGGUGAGACAGAGCCUGCUCUGCUGUUCGCCAGCCCCAAAUUCAAAGAACGCAAGAAUCCUACCACGUAUGAGUGUCCGACCUCGCCUAAGGAGGGCACUGAAUUUCAUUACUACCGCAAGGUACAGCAGAGCGAUAUUGUGCCGACACUGGCAGGACUUCUAGGGAUGCCGAUCUCGAAGAACAGUCUGGGGGUGUUCAUUGGGGAGCUGGCGGAGGCGUGGUCGGACGCGAGUCGCAAGGCCCAGAUCAUGUACCAGAAUGCACGACAGAUCAGUAAGAUCGUGGAGGCAGCUUAUGGGGCCGAUGCGUAUUCUACGGCUGUUGAGAAGUGGUCAACAUGCUUGAGGAAGGACCCUAGCGCUGGCGACUGUGGCAUACCAGACGAUCAGCUUUCCGCACUAGCGAAACGAUGGUCGUCCACGACCCUAACUAUGUCUGGUGGCAGUGAGGCACGGCACGGCGACAUGUCGCAAGAAGCUGCAGCAUUCUUGACAGUGGCGCAGGACAUUCUGAGCAGCGCGGCAAGCUCGUACGAUGUGCCUCGUAUGGUACUUGGCAUGUUGAUCUGUGGCAUUGCACUAGUCAUGACUUUAGUCUCUCUGCCUGCAGUAUGGCCUCCAAGUACAGCCGGCAGCUUCUUCGCCAUCACAUGUUUCCUCUACGGCAUCAUGAUGUUCGCAAGCAGCUACGUGGAAGAAGAACAACAUUUCUGGUACUGGUUAACACCUGCUUGGGUGGCCUUACUCACAGCCGAGAAUGUGAUCAGAAGUCGACAGAGAUCUGAGAAGCUCGCCUGCUUUACAUCUGGUCUGGUCAUCCUGGCAGUACAUCGCAUCGCUAUACGCUGCAAUCAGACAGGUCAGAAGCACGCUGGAGAGCCUGACAUUGUACACACUUUCUUCCCUGAGCAUCACUUGCUCAUGUGGCUAUUGAUACUCGCUACCUACGGCUACACAUGCUGGAUGGUUGCAGGGCGGACGUUUCUGGAUCUUGUGCCGGGCGAAGUAGCGGCUUUGAGCGCCAUCGUUCUUGCCAUCCCUGCUGUCGUCUUUAAGCUCAACUUUACGCAUGCUGAUGCACCCGAGCUGGUUCAAGACCUCGCGCUGCAGAUCCGAGUCUGGACUGCGCCAUUCAGUCUCGUGUCGCAGGCACAGGUAUCUUUUGCGGUGCUCCUGCUGGCCGCUUUGACCGUGAGUGCUAUGGCCGUCAGCUUGGCUAGAGGUACAGAGCUUGCCCGGAAAGAUGGCCCAGCUGUGAAUGUCACGCUCGCAGAGCGACUUCACCACUUGCUGACUCUGUUUCUAAUAACGCAAAGUCGAGCCACCAACAUACCACUGUUCCUUGGCUUCGCUCUGCAGUCGCGAGCACUGCACCAGCUGCUACACUCCGCUACGCAUACCGAUACCGAAAUAGUCCCGCGGCGGAGUGCUGCAAUUCCCAUACCGGAGUUGGCCACAACUGCAUUGCUGCUAUCGCACACUUACUUUUUCUGCGAAGGCGGCUCGAACUCUAUCUCCAGUGUCGACCUGAGCAAUGCUUAUAACGGCGUUGGUGACUACAACGUCGCCGCCGUUGGCCUUCUGCUCUUCGCAAGCAACUGGAAUGGACCAAUAUGGUGGUGUAGCGUUGCUGUGCUCAUGACGUUCUCACGGCCCUCGCAAGCGAUAGACGACAGUCGGACGAAGACGAAUGGGAGUCGUUCUUGGGUGAACCAGGAGCGAAGCAAGCUGCGCCAGGACGCAUCUGCCACAAAGCCAAGUAGUCCGUCAUCUGCGCAAGACACGAACUUGUGGCUCUGGUAUGUGUCAUGCAUGACUGCCUUCGUCGCUGCAGGUCUGUUGGCUGUAAUGACAGCUUGCACUCUGCUCAGAACCCACCUGUUCAUCUGGACAGUGUUCAGCCCAAAGUACCUGUACGCGAUGGCUUGGUGUAUCGGCUGGCAUCUGCUGGUGAACAUUGGCUUUGGCGGUGCAUUGCGAGGCUUAGGUAGUAUAGCGUAG
Molecule: messenger RNA, 2895 nt
Organism: Recurvomyces mirabilis
Lineage: Eukaryota; Fungi; Ascomycota; Dothideomycetes; Mycosphaerellales; Teratosphaeriaceae
Gene: LAS21
Product: major facilitator superfamily transporter protein
Exons: 2
Coding region: 1-2895 (964 amino acids)
Biological process (GO): GPI anchor biosynthetic process
Cellular component (GO): endoplasmic reticulum membrane
Source: RefSeq, a predicted model, not a curated record